Messenger RNA from Linderina pennispora, 1560 nucleotides. RefSeq names its product putative cytochrome P450 monooxygenase. Gene Ontology annotation, molecular function: monooxygenase activity; oxidoreductase activity, acting on paired donors, with incorporation or reduction of molecular oxygen; heme binding. The coding region runs from base 54 to 1526 and encodes 490 amino acids. NCBI's taxonomy places the organism in Eukaryota, Fungi, Kickxellomycota, Kickxellomycetes, Kickxellales, Kickxellaceae. The transcript has 3 exons. The record is from RefSeq and is a predicted model, not a curated record.
UGCCAAACAGCAUCUCUCGCUCUACAGUCUAUUCCCGGUUCACGCUAAAGAAUAUGCUCCUCAUAGAUUUCAUCCAAUCGGUAGACGUUGACAGCCUCGUUGCCCGGGUGGGAGAAAUCGGAUUUGCCAAGAUCUCGACUGGCGCUGACGGCAGCCCUGGCCAGCUACAAGCUCCUGCACGCACUUCGGGCACAAUCAACCGCUAUGCAUUGUCCGAGUACGAAACAUACGGGGACGUAUUUGUUUUGGAGCCGAAUGCCGUAGCCAUCUGCAAUCCAGCCGAUGUGCGCACGGUGCUGGGCUCGCACGCAUUCGCAAAGUUCUACGAUUUCUACCACACGGUUGAUCUGCUUGGGGUCAAGAACACGUUCAGUGCAACCGACCCGGCGUUUGUCAAUAUGCGCAAGCGCCAGCUAGGUCCGUUCUUUACGCAGAGUUUUUUGAACCAGAUGGAGCCGAUGAUUCUUGAGCGCGGGAUCCGCUCGCUGGAGUCCAAGUGGGACGAAAUGCUGAGCAGGUCUGCAGACGGCAAGGUCGAGAUCGGCUACAGCAACGACUUUAUGCUGGCGACAUUCGACAUUAUCGGAGCGCUGGCGACAACGACACAGGAGAUCAUCGACUGGGUCAAUGCCGCAGUCAUGUACAAUGGGACCAUGGCCACAGUGCCUGUGACCAACUACUUCCCGUUCUCGCUCCUGCUCAACCCGUGGAAGCAAAAGUUCCACCAGCUGGCGCAGUUCUGCCGCCGCGCAGCCGACCGGCGCCGGGAGCUGCUGAGACAGGGGAGGGAGAAGCCGGUGGAUCUGCUGCAGGCGUACAUUGACGCCGAAGACCCCGAGUCCAAGGUGCGAAUGGACGAGACGCAGAUUACUGCCGAGUCCAUUGUGGCCACUGUCGCAGGCACCGAUACGUCGGCGACCACGCUGACGUGGACUGUUCAUUUGCUCAUGAACCAUCCCGAAAUCUACAAGCAGGUCGUCGAGGAAGUGCGCAGCAACUUUGCUGCCGAACACCUGAUCACGCACGCCGACGUCAAGAGCAAGCUGCCGCUGGUCGAGGCCAUCAUCUACGAGUCCAUGCGGCUGUGUCCUGUGCAGGGCGGGUACUUGCCACGCGUGGCACCUCCCAGCGGCGUCACAUUGCAGGGACACUUUAUCCCCGGCGGCACGCAGAUCUACAUCAACUAUGGCGCCGUCAGCCAUCACAGGGAAAUCUGGGUCGAGCCGCACAAGUUCGAUCCGACCAGGUUCCUGAACAGCGAGGCAGCGAGACGCAACUUCUUUGCGUUCAGCCCUGGCGUCCGCAUCUGCCCCGGAAGGCACUUGGCGUUCCUGGAGAUGCAGACUAUUCUGGCCAACAUGCUGAAGGAUUACGACUGGUCGUUGCCCGAGGACUACACACACAUCGGCCCGGAAGUCAUCGGCGAGCAUGGCUACCCGAAGAUUAUCGAGGCUUCGCACCUGCUUGUCACAGCGCCCAAGAACCCAGAGCGCGAUUGCCGACUGGUCAUCUCUAGACAUGCUUGAAACUAUCCAGCAAUGCAAAAAGAAUCGAUGCUGA